This is a messenger RNA of Neltuma alba, 2310 nucleotides long. RefSeq names its product probable serine/threonine-protein kinase At1g54610. Gene Ontology annotation, biological process: positive regulation of transcription elongation by RNA polymerase II; protein phosphorylation. Gene Ontology annotation, cellular component: cyclin-dependent protein kinase holoenzyme complex; nucleus. Gene Ontology annotation, molecular function: RNA polymerase II CTD heptapeptide repeat kinase activity; ATP binding. The record is from RefSeq and is a predicted model, not a curated record. The transcript has 9 exons. Lineage: Eukaryota; Viridiplantae; Streptophyta; Magnoliopsida; Fabales; Fabaceae. The coding region runs from base 183 to 1871 and encodes 562 amino acids.
AUCUUGAAAAGUAGAAAAAGGGUUCUUUCAUUUAUUUAUUUUUUUUCUCCUUUUCCGAGGGCUGGAUAAUCUUCAUGGGGUAAGAUGUUUGGGUGGGAGGAAAAUGAGGGAAAAUGUGGGUGGAGCAAGUGUUGUGGGAAUGCGAUGAGGAGGAGAGUGUGAGUAAGUGUAUUGAGUGAGAUAUGGGCUGUGUGUUCGGAAGAGAGGCGUCGGCGAAGUUUUCCGGAGAGACGGUGUUGGAGAGGGAGAAAGCGAGGGAGGAGAGGAAACAGGAAGUUGCAGCAGCGAAAGCAGAAGUGAUUGAGGUUCAGAAUGGUGGGAAUCGGAAGGAAGGUGGAGAGGAGAAGAGUACACGUCCAAGAGGGGAAAGGCGGCGAUCGUCGCGGCCAAAUCCGAGGCUGAGCAAUCCACCUAACCAUUUACACGGCGAGCAAUUGGCGGCAGGAUGGCCGUCUUGGCUCUCCAAGGUUGCAGGGGAAGCCAUCAACGGGUUGACGCCUAGGAGAGCUGACACUUUUGAAAAGCUUGAUAAGAUUGGCCAAGGCACAUACAGUAAUGUAUACAAAGCCAGAGAUAAUUUAACUGGGAAAAUUGUUGCCUUAAAAAAGGUUCGAUUUGACAAUUUGGAGCCAGAGAGUGUGAAAUUCAUGGCCCGAGAGAUUCUCAUAUUACGUCGACUGGAUCAUCCCAAUGUUGUCAAACUGGAAGGUUUAGUGACUUCUAGAAUGUCAUGUAGCUUGUAUCUUGUUUUUCAAUACAUGGAGCAUGAUCUAGCCGGACUUGCCACAAGCCCAUCAAUUAAGUUCACCGAGCCUCAGGUUAAGUGUUACAUGAAGCAGCUGUUUUCUGGUCUGGAACACUGUCACAACCGUCAUGUGUUGCAUCGAGAUAUAAAGGGGUCAAACCUUCUUAUUGACAAUGAAGGGAUUCUUAAAAUUGCUGAUUUUGGAUUAGCUUCCUUCUUUGAUCCUGAUCACAAGCACCCUAUGACAAGUAGGGUGGUGACUUUAUGGUAUCGACCUCCAGAACUUCUUCUCGGGGCCACUGAUUAUGGUGUGGGAGUGGACCUCUGGAGCGCAGGUUGCAUUCUUGCAGAAUUGUUGGCCGGAAAGCCAAUUUUGCCUGGUAGAACAGAGGUGGAGCAGCUACAUAAGAUAUUUAAGCUAUGUGGUUCUCCUUCUGAAGAGUAUUGGAAAAAGUCAAAGUUGCCUCAUGCUACCAUUUUUAAGCCCCAACAAUCAUACAAGCGAUGCAUAUCAGAUGUAUUCAAAGAUUUUCCACCAUCAUCCUUGCCACUAAUCGAGACCCUUCUUGCAAUUGAUCCAGCUGAACGUCAGACUGCCACUGCUGCCUUGCAAAGUGAAUUCUUCACUACAAGACCUUAUGCUUGUGAGCCAUCUAGCCUUCCAAAAUAUCCUCCCAGCAAGGAGAUGGAUGCAAAGCUACGAGAUGAAGAAGCUAGAAGAUUGAGAGCAGCGGGUAAAGCCAAUGCUGAUGGUGCUAAGAAAUCUCGUCCUCGUGACCGGGGAGGGAGGGGAAUUCCUGUUCCGGAAGCCAAUGCUGAGCUUCAGGCAAAUAUUGAUAGACGGCGAUUGAUAACGCAUGCAAAUGCUAAGAGCAAGAGCGAGAAGUUUCCUCCGCCCCACCAAGACGGAACUCUAGGCUAUACUCUGGGUUCUUCACAUCACAUGGAUCCAGUAUUUGAUCCUCCUGAUGUUUCAUUUAGCUCUACAAACCUGUCAUACCCAAAAGCCAAUAUUCAAACAUGGUCUGGUCCAUUAGUGGAACCUGCUGGCGGGAUGGGUGCCCCAAGGAGAAAGAAGAACAUGGCAGGUGAAUCGAAGUCGUCGAAGAAGGACUCAAAAAGAUAAGAUUAUGUCAGGAGCCAACAGAAAAUUCUUGUAAUAUAGCAUCGGUGAUUUUUGAGGAGCCUGCAUGAAAGUGGAAAGCGCAAAUGCUUGCUGAUUUGAUGUGUGCAGCUGGUAAAAGCCAUUAAUAUCAUCAUAUCACAGAGAGAUAUAAGUUUGACAUCGUAAUUCCUACUUCGAUUUCUUUCUUGAUCAGAGGUUUAAUCUUUAUCCUGUCUAUGUUAAUCUUUCUUUCUUCCUUUCUUCUGUUGAAAAGUCUAAUUAGAUUAGAGGAACAUCUAAUAAACUGCGACCAGUAUUCAUAUUUUAUAUUCGUCCCUAAUUUUGUUACGUCUAUAAUAUUCACCCAUAGUUUUUCCCCUCUUCUUUCAUUGCACUCUAGAAGCCUGUGAACCCUGCAGUAAUCAUAAAUACUUGGUUGAACUUGGCUUUGGUUUGUUCA